AUGAAUAAGCUACGUGAGAAAUCGAAGUCAAAAUUCCAAGUUCAACAUUCACCCAAAGAAGCCGACAAAAAGAUUGAAGGGGUUUCAACACACCCUAAUCUACCAAAGGUGCCUUCUGAGAUUGCUAUUAGAGUGGGCCAUCGAAUUUCCAGAAUUCUUAAUUGGCGUGUUGUUGUUGUCAAGCCAAAAUUUGAGACCUUCAUGUCUACUAUCUUUAGUGAGUAUCAAUGCUCCAAUAUUAUGCAAUCUCAAGAUGAAAUUGAAUCACUUGUCAUUCCUGAAAGUGAACAUCAUUAUGAAGCUGAUACAUCAACUGCCAAGGUUAAAUUCACAGAACCUCAAGAAGUUCCCAGAUUUGAGGACUUCUCAACAAAACCACCCGCAGAAUUAUUAAAAAGAUCCAGUCAUGUUGCUGAUAUAUCUUCUCCACCUCCUCCCAAAAGAAUGAAGACUACCCCUGGUAAAAAACCCAUUCAAGUAGAAAAAACUAAAAUGGAUAAGGAUGUCAUACCACCAAAUUCAUCAGAAAAGAGUGUUUCUACUUCUAUGGAACCUGUGGCAAAGUCAGGGGUAUGCGGUGAAUCUUCCGGUCAUUCGAAUCAAAUUAUUCAUGUGGAAUUUAAAGCAUUAAAGAAGUCUAUAAAAAAUUCUCUAAAGAAAUACGUUGACCGGAAGUUCAAGCGAUUAGAGAAAAAAAUUGAUUCAAAUCACACUGAUAUUUUGAAAGCCAUGAACAACAUAGUGCACCACAUGACUGGCACAUCAUUUCCAGCAAAUAAAUCUGAUAUCCCUCCAGCAAAUUUCCAAUAUCAUGUCCAGAAAGAUAUUAAGGUAGAUACAUCACAAGCAGAACCAUCCAACAUGAUACAAGAGGUGGAUGAUGUAUCUGGGCAUAACAGUGUAUCAGAUGCUGUAGAAUAUAUUCAACAGCCUAUUUCAACUGAUACAUUAAAGGAAGCAGAACCAUCAAACAGUAUACAACAGGUAGAUGUUGUAUCUGGGCAUAACACUGUAUCAGAUGCUGCAGAAUAUAUUCAACAACAUGUUUCAACUGAUACAUUAAAGAAAGCAGAACCAUCCAACAUGAUACAACAGGUGGAUGAUGUAUUAGAACACAAUAUUGUAUCAGAAGUUGCAGAAUCUUUUCAACAGCAUGCUUCAACUGAUACAUUGAUGAAUAAUGUCAUGAAAAAUGUGAUAGAGGUUGUUGAUAAGACUGAUCAAUAUGAAGAGCAUGUUCAACAGACUGAUAAAGAAAAAAUCAAACCAACUGCAUCGGAAUCAAAUACUUCAGCUCCGAUUUCACCUAAAACUAUGGAAGUGAUAGAUGCUCUAAUAUACGGACUUCCAUUACCUGCAAAGCCAUUGACUAUUGUUAGUCAUGAACAGGUAGUUCUGGAUGAAUGUCUUCUACGUGAUAUCCAGCUACCUACCACUCUUCCAUCAAAACCUGACGUAUUACCAGAUGAUGCAAAGACACCUCUUCUAAGAACAUAUCGAUGUAAUAUUAUACUAUCUUCGGAAGAAAUCGAAGAUGUAGUUGGGCAAUCAAGGUUGAUACGCGUGUAUGAUUCAUCAACGGGAAGAAGAACUAGCAACCCUUCACCAGAGAUUCAAAAGAUAGAAGCCAAAUCACCCGGAAACAUGCUUGAAUCACAUCAUCCUUUUGCAGUUGAAUACGUUGAAGGCAUUGCGCAACAAGAAAGCGAUAGCUUGGAUUGUGGUAUUUUCCUGGCUAGUUUUUUCGAAUAUCUUAGUGAUGGAAGUUCUACUCCAACUACUAGACUACAAGCCGAAUUCUUCCGUGAAAGAUAUGGCGCACUACUGUGGAAGUAUGGUUGUUGGAAGUCCAAGGAUGGUUAUGUUAGAGAAAACGACGAUCAAAAAAAACCUAAGAGAGAUUUCAUCUCUCCUAGUCAAGGAGAACCGAUGGACGUCGAGUAG
Molecule: messenger RNA, 1944 nt
Organism: Solanum dulcamara
Lineage: Eukaryota; Viridiplantae; Streptophyta; Magnoliopsida; Solanales; Solanaceae
Exons: 13
Coding region: 1-1944 (647 amino acids)
Source: RefSeq, a predicted model, not a curated record